UGUAAUAAUGUUAUUUAUUAAUUUAUUAUUUUCAUCGUUUAACCUUUAACCACUUUGAAUUCAAGUUGACGAAAAUAAAUAAAUAAGAAUGAUUAUUGAUUGAUCUGCAAAGAAUGUCUAGGGCAACUAAACGUAAACAUGUGCAGAAAGAAAUGCUCACUGCUGAAUGGAAUGGUCCAAUAGAUGAUCAGCGCAUUGUUCGCAUAGUUGCUGGUCGUGGCAACAAUCUUCAUGAAGUAUUCUCAGUAGAAGACAAUGAAACAUUUCUUGUUUCAAUGCCAGCUAAAUUCCGACGAAAUGUGUGGGUGAAACGUAAUGAUUAUGUUGUUAUUGAACCAAUAGCUGAAGGAGAUAAGGUACGUGGUGAAAUUGUACGUGUGCUGACUAAAGAUGACAUGAAACUAAUGAAACAAAAAGGGUGGAAGAAGGACGACAAUUGUGAUAUCGAAGCAAAUACAAAUCGCCCUGUUGUUACCACUAUCAGCGACUUGAGUUGUACUGAUACAGACACUGAUCAUGAUGACCCAUCAGAAGAUACAGAUUAUUCUUCAUAAUCAUGGAAAUAUAAUUUAAAAAAAAUAUGUAUAAUAAAAUUAUAUUUCCAUUAUUAUGAAGAAUAAUCUGUAUCUUCAUAAUCAUGGAAAUAUAAUUUWAAAAAAAUAUGUAUAAUAAAAUGUCAGUACAUGUAAUUGUGCCAAAUAAAGACUAUUCUGUUAUUAUAACGUAAUGUGAUUUAUAUAUUAAGUUUCAAUUUGGAAAAUACAUUUAAGUAAUUGUAAGUACUACUAUAACAGUGUGUAAGUAAUUGUAAUGGUUUGUUCUAUAUUAAAUCUAUUGAAUUUUUUAUAYGAAAAAAAUUUAAAUUUAAAUAAAGUGAAUGAUAAUUUA
This is a messenger RNA of Diuraphis noxia (Russian wheat aphid), 888 nucleotides long. RefSeq names its product putative RNA-binding protein EIF1AD. Gene Ontology annotation, cellular component: nucleus. Lineage: Eukaryota; Metazoa; Arthropoda; Insecta; Hemiptera; Aphididae. Gene Ontology annotation, molecular function: RNA binding; translation initiation factor activity. Gene Ontology annotation, biological process: translational initiation. The record is from RefSeq and is a predicted model, not a curated record.